AUGAAUUCAGCUCCAAGUGAAUAAACUGGAUUAUAAAAUGGAUAAAAUUAAAAUAAAUAUUAAGCUAUUCUUAUUAAUUACGAAUGCAAAUAUUGCCACACAUCUGGUUAGCCAAUAAGAUAUCAUUAAGCAGGAACAGGAACAUAUUUAUGCUGUUUAAUUUGGUGUUUUAUUGCAGUUAUUCCAGGAUUAAUACCUUUUUGCUGUAAUAGAUGUAAAGAUUAAGUCUUAAAAUGCGCUUCAUGUAGUAAUAUAAUAGAAAAAGAAUAUUAUGAACCUUGUGAUUGUACUAGAAAAUGA
Messenger RNA from Ichthyophthirius multifiliis, 300 nucleotides. RefSeq lists its product as hypothetical. Lineage: Eukaryota; Ciliophora; Oligohymenophorea; Hymenostomatida. The transcript has a single exon. The record is from RefSeq and is a predicted model, not a curated record.